GAUGGACAAUAAACUAGGAGUGUUUUGGUAUCAAUUUUCACUUUGACACUUGGGAUUCUGUUGUUCCAGAAGUUCUCUUCUGUUGAAUCGAAACUCAAAUUAGAGCACCAGACUGGAAAACCUGGAAAUUUAAACACAUUCCAGCACUGGAAUCAGGAGCUGUUUUUAUGGAUACUCACUGUGACGAUGACACAGAAUCACUUCCUUAAUAAGAGAUUCAGAAGCAAUCAGAUAUGGUGACGGACACUCCUACAGGCCUGUCCGAAUCAGGACAAGGAGGUGACACCCUUUUCCUCUUUUCAUCUAAUUCCUCUAGUGCUGCCUCCUGCAACAUUGAUGAGUCCUACAAGUACAUCUUCCUUCCUAUCUGUUACUCCUUCACAUUUGUCUUUAGUAUCAGCCUCAAUUCGGUGGUGCUCUAUCGCUCUUUUCGCCGUACCAAGCACUGGAAUGUGUCCCUAAUUUAUAUGGUGAACUUGGCUACUACUGACUUUAUGUAUGGCCUCUCCCUGCCAUUCCUAGUAGCCAGUUAUAUCAUGCAUGACAACUGGGUCUUUGGAGAUUUCAUGUGUCGCUUGGUGCGCUUCCUGUUCUACUUCAACCUGUACUGUAGCAUUUUUUUCCUCACCUGCAUCUCUGUGCAUCGCUACCUGGGCAUCUGUCAUCCCAUGAGGACCAUCACUCUAGAGACCAAGCGGGCUGUAAAAGGCACUUGCAUUUUGGUGUGGCUUGCUGUCUUUGCGCUCACAUGCCCAAUUUUUCGAUUUGCGCAAACAGAGCUUCUUUCCCGUCGAAAAGACAGUGGAGCAAUAGAGGUACUUGAAGUGGAUGGUGACACACAGAAGUCCAACAUAAGUCCAAAUGCUGAGAUGUUCCAUAACUGCUGGGAUGAUGCUAUUGAUAAGGAGUUCCAGGACUAUGUUCCUUAUGGAAUAACCCUCCAUCUCUUGGGGUUCUUUGUGCCAUUUAGCAUCAUUGCCUGGUGCUACUCACGUGUGGUUAUGACUAUAUUUCGAACACUGCACUCCCAAACUCCUGCUAAUGAACCAAGGACAAGACAAGGAAGCAAGGCAGGGACAAGAGGAGAAGGCAUGUCCAUUAUUCUCGGGGCUCAUUCACCUUAUGUAAACAGGCGUCGCAAGUCCAUCAAAACCAUCAUAACCAUUACUCUCCUCUUUGCCCUUUGCUUCUUCCCCUUUCACGUUACCCGUACUAUUUUUUUGGUGUUGAAAGUAACCAGCAGGGUGCAGUGCCAUACGAUGCAGAUGGUCUCAAUUUGUUACAAAAUUACUCGGCCACUAGCAUCCUUCAAUGCCUGGCUUAAUGCAUUGCUCUAUUUCCUCACCAAGGAAAAAAGUGGACCCUGUUGCAACAAACCACCACCUUCCCGACACGGGCUCCUUUGGCCUUUACGGAUGCUGGGAAAAGGAGGGAACCAGGAGGAGGAAGCUGAAGAGGCAGUGAACCAUAAAAAUAAUGACCUCAAGGCAGAAAGCAACAUAUUCACAGACUUACCUUGAGACAAAAUAUAAGAAAUAUGUCAAAUGUGUUUGGAUAUGAAUUGCCCGGAUAUACAGUCAUAUGUAUUGGGAAAAUCUCUUAAAAUUGAUGUAUUCAUUUAUUUCCUUGUGAACUAAUAUAAAAAGUAGGGGGAAAAGAAAUUUGUCAAUUGAUAAUCUAAUAGUGAUUAUCAGAGAGCAAUGAUAAAAUUUGAUUCAUGUGAUUCAGUAAUCUUAUAUUAAAUAUGGUCUGUCUUUUGACCAUUUUGCCCAUAUUCCUUGACAUGAUAUUACCGACUGCUGGGACACAAAAUAAAACUAUAGGAGGAUCUGUUUAGCUCAAUACUGCCAUUGGGUAUUUUGGUCAAUAUCAGUGAGUGCUGUGACAUGUAAAUGAUUAAAAUGUAAAUAAAUUAUAUUUCUGUGUACUUUUCAGCUCACUAAAAGAAAUGAAACGUUUAAUGUCUCUGCUGUUCCUCUGUAAAUAGACAAUGUAAUAGAACAUACAUACAUAUAUAUGUAUGUAUGUAUGUUCUAUUACAUUGUCUAUUUACCAAAUAUCCAUCAAAGUCCAUUUUAAACCUCUCAUGCGAGAGGGAGAGAGGUUAUAUAUCUGGCUGUUAAUUAUUUCCUUUUGCUCAGUGGCCAACAAUUAAGGACAAGUUGUACACAUAUUUAACUGUUAUAAUUUAAAAGACUUAAGAUUUACAUUUGUGACAUAGUUUGAUUUGUCAGAGAUUAUUUUUCAUGCAUAUUCCAGUUUUCCACUGUUUUCAAACUGUCUAGGGGAGCCUAAAUGGACCUGAAGGGUUAGAGUCCAGUACAGAUUGGUGAUUUACCUACUCUAACACUCCCAACCUACUAAUGAGCUAAUGAGUUGAAGCUGCUGUAAUACAGCAGGGAAAUAACUAAACUGUGCUGGACUCUGACCAUACAGGUCCACAGCUGGGUUCCUGCUCUGAAAACAGACAUGGCAUUGCCUCCCACCAUCACUGUUUCCCUGCUCGUCACUUUAUCACUGGCUCCAUAAAAGUGGAGCAGAUCUGGAAUAGACCUCUACUACUGCUCCCAAGUUAAUAAAACGUUUGUCGUUCAGAGUCAAAACCCUGUGUGCUGCUUUAUUUGUCCUGGGAUAAAAGAAAAGAUCCUGGCCCUUAGUGCUUGAUCAAAGAUUAAGCGUCAUAGUAACAGAAAUUAUGUAUAAAUGGAAAUACCAGCCAGUGGAGUUUCUAA
Molecule: messenger RNA, 2732 nt
Organism: Ictalurus furcatus (blue catfish)
Lineage: Eukaryota; Metazoa; Chordata; Actinopteri; Siluriformes; Ictaluridae
Product: P2Y purinoceptor 3
Exons: 2
Coding region: 234-1520 (428 amino acids)
Biological process (GO): G protein-coupled receptor signaling pathway
Cellular component (GO): membrane
Molecular function (GO): G protein-coupled receptor activity; oxysterol binding
Source: RefSeq, a predicted model, not a curated record